Messenger RNA from Sphaerulina musiva SO2202, 2437 nucleotides. RefSeq lists its product as uncharacterized. The transcript has 5 exons. Lineage: Eukaryota; Fungi; Ascomycota; Dothideomycetes; Mycosphaerellales; Mycosphaerellaceae. Bases 128 to 2011 code for a protein of 627 amino acids. The record is from RefSeq and is a predicted model, not a curated record.
GUUGAUCCUGGGUCGUGUUUCCACAACACCUCCACUACAACAACCCAGAAGCACAUCCCGUUGCCCGCUUGGCUCUUCCUGUAGCCUCAGCUGUCGUGCUGUAUACACUUCUCGGACUUCUUCCAGGAUGCCCUUUCGCACCCGCGACGAGCAAUUGGCCGCCAGUGAGGAGUGCCACUCCCUUCACCAGCCCGGAUCAGUUCUCUUUGCCCAACCCGCCGAGGUGGACAACUGGUGCCACUCUAUCUACCCGGACUCUGCAUACCCUUUGACUCCACCGGACACUGCCUCGGAUUGUGCCCCUUCGGACUGCCCGGACAUGUACGACCCAUCAUGGACCCAGGCCUCGCUGCCCGAGGACUCCUGGACAAUGCCAUCCGCAUCGGACUACAGCGCGCUCCUCGCGUCGAACCGACAAUGGACCACCGGAAGUGUUGUGUCCAGCAGUCGCCAGGACGUCCAUGACCUGUCCACUUUGGAUGAUUCCUGGGUGCACGCUUCCCAAGGAUCUGUAGACACAGGUUUGUCGCCUGUUCUGAGCCAUGAGAGCCAGACGGCGCACAACCUACACCCCAUUCCAGGGUCGGAUUUUUCCAUGUUGCCGCCCGGCUUGGAUCUGUCCUUUAUCGGUGAACCCACCGCGUGGAAUGCAGCGGCGCCGGUGGUCGAUGCCACUGUGCCCCAGGAAGUGUCGGCCACUAUGCUUUCCUCCCCCAUGUCCAUGCCGGCCGGUCCCCCAUCACAGAGUAGUGUGUGCCACCCUCUGCCCAUGUCGGAACCUGUCAUGUACGGCCCGCAUCAGCCGAUGUUUGCUUUCCCGGAGUAUCCCAUCCAGUACCAACGGCCUGCUUCGGACCUAUCUGCUGCCUCUCCCCGGCGUUUACUGCCGCGCAUGGAUGUUCCCGCCCUGCCGGCUCACUAUGCCAGUGGUUACGAUUACUCGCUGCAGCCACAAUUGCCUGUGUUUGCUGCAGAGGGCGUUGCGAGAGUAAGUAGCCAGAACUUCUCCCAGGAUUCCAAUGUAGCUGGAACAACCCAUGGCCACGGUCUGAUGACACCUCCUCCGCGCCCGGAGCAGUCCUCCCCCGGAUUGAUUCCGGCCCCGUCCUCCACGUCCGACCCCGGAUGUGAUGAGUUCAGCAGCUUUGUCCGGUACGAUCAGGAGGAAAGCGCACCUCCGGUGCAGAUGAGCUCCGCGCCUGAUGCUGCAUCCGCGCCUGCCCCAUCGUCUGGCCAUCGCCAGGAGAUGACUCCUGCGUUGUCGAGAUCUGACUCGGUGGGAUCCAAAGCCACCUCUACUGCGAGCGUGAGCGGAGAGACCGAUGAAGGUCGUCACCGGAACCACCCAUUGUAUUCGAAAGGGCCCGAGGCCGAUGGAUUGUACCACUGCCCAUUCACCAGCGAUCCCAGCUGCCAGCACAAGCCCACGAAGCUCAAGUGCAACUACGACAAAUUCAUCGACUCCCAUCUGAAGCCCUUCCGUUGCAAGGUAGAGUCCUGCUCCAAGCAAGAGUUCUCGUCUACGGCAUGCCUGUUGAGGCACGAAAGAGAGGCUCAUGGCAUGCACGGCCACGGCGAGCGCCCACACCUGUGCUUCUACCCGGGCUGUGAACGCGGCAUCCCUGGCCAUGGCUUUCCGAGGAGGUAUAAUCUCUUCGAUCACAUGAAGCGAGUCCAUGACCACAAGGAAGAACCACAGCAUGACCGUGCUGCCGCGGACAAUGGUGCCCGUAAGCCAGCCAGCCGCAAGAGAAAGGCCGUUGCCACCAGUGAUGAGCCCGCCGCUCGACGACUGAAGACUCAGCCCGUGCCCUCCCAGGCCCUUGCUGUCCCACAAGAGUACUCCGUCCCGGUUGCUCUCUAUCCCGAGCAGGCAUACCGUCCAGUUCCAGGAGCCCAGCGCAACGUGUACAGCCAGUGGGACCACCCCAACAAACUCGUUGCCUUCCAGAUGGACUCGAUGUCUACUCUGGGAGCGAAUGUGACAUCGCAACAGGCCAGGCACGGCUGAACAUUUACAACGUGCUGCUUACGAGCAGCUUUACUUUUUUUUAUUGAAAAUAUCCCGAGUUGGAUACUGAUAUUCCUACUGCCGCUCCAUGAGAUGCACAUGUUGGACACUGCAUAAGUCAGGAUGCGUAGUCAUCACCGCUGCUGGCUUCCACCGUACAGCGGACCAGCAGAGCACUUUUCUCCCGAAGAAUGCUGCGACGCGACUGUAGAUACGGUCCCGUGGCCUGGUCCAGACGGGUGUGACAGUCUUGCCACUGUCACAUGUGUAAAGUGGGAGAGUCUCUACAGUAUAGAGGGGAAUGGGGGAAAGAGGCAUAUGCAGAGCAUGGCCCUGGUGAGGUGGUAUUAGAAGCUAGAAUGGCACAAUAGACGUCCUGUCUCCCGUGUGGAGAGGAAGAGAAAAUACAAAGAAAGUGAAACCCAA